ACAACCCAGAGGGACGUGUGCAGCAGCAUAGCGUGACACCUGCUGCUGUAGCGUCAGUGCCGAGGAGCGCGUUGCCAUCUCCCGCUCCCCCUAGCCCACCGCAACUGGUGGAAACAUGGAGGCAGCAUUAGACACCCGCUGCCCCGUGUGCCUGGACAACUGGGACAGCGCAGCAUACACCAUGCCGUGCUGCCACCAGUUCUGCUUCCCCUGCAUCCAGCGGUGGACUAGCACCAGGCCACAGUGUCCGCUUUGCAAGCAGGCUGUGGAGUCCAUCAUCCACACGGUGCAAGCGGACAACAACUACGAGGAGCUGGUCCUCAGACCAGCUGCCGCGGCGUCCGUCGCCACACAGAGCCCCGCAGGCCCCCGCGCAGCCCGGCCUUGGCCUGCAGUGCCCAGGAGUCCUCUGGGUGGCCUCUCCUCUGCCACCUGGGCUUCCCUUUUCCGGGAGCACCCGGCCCUGCUGCAGCCCCUGCGCUCCUGGCUGCAGCGGAAGCUGCGCCACAUCCUGGGCACUGAGGAGCCACACGCAAAUACGCUGGCCGACAGUGUCAUCUCGGCCCUGCGCCUCGUUGGCCUGGAGGAGGAGAUCCUGAGAGAAAGGCUGGAUCUCCACCUGCGGGGCCACACACGGAGCUUCAUAAGGCAGUUCAUCGCCUUCGCUGUGCACAGGUGCGGCAGGGAGGCCCACCGCCUGCUGGGCUUCAACGUCGCCCCUGCUGCUGGGGCACGGGAUGCCGCUGCAUCAGAGCCCAGAGCUGCCCCACAAGACGAGGCUCCUGGCCCUGGCCCAGCACCCUCCAGCAGCCGCGCCAGCUCCAACACGGGGGGAAUGCCGGGCACUUCAGGAGAAGUGCUCCAUGGGAGUCCCAGCCGCCUCCAUCCCAACCCUGUGACGUCCCAUCAGGAGCCAGGACAGGCUGUGACAGGGCCCUCCGCCACCAGCCUACCUCAGCGGCCACGGCGAGCCCCAAAGAGGAAGGCCAGCGACUGCCAGGCCUCAGAGCCACCAAACAAGAGGCCACCCCGCCGGCAGGAAUAGACCAGGGGCAGGCAGAGCUGAGGGGACUGGGGCCGCGCAGCAGCUGGGACACACGACGGCCCCAGUGGACCCUUGUCAUCCGUGUCCAAUUCCACCAUGGAAAUAAAGUAGAAAGAAACACUGCAAAAAUACGUGUUGGUAUUGCUAACGGCACAGGGGGUGUUGCUUCCCCAUCCUUGACGCUCCCUCCCCUUUUUCCUGCUGCCAUGCCACUGCUGCGUUCCACACAGGAACCCCACGGGAUUCGGAGAGGGGAAGCGCAAAUUUCAGCAGCACCUGGGGGGGAACAUCCCCAGGGCGCGCUACGGCUGGGGUCAGCCAGCUGGAGCAGACCUAGGAGUCCUGCUGGACGCCAGGCUGAACCAGCAGGGAGCCCAGGACGCCCUGGCAAAUGGUGUCCUGGGCUGCACGAGGCUUAACUGACUGGGAGACACGAGACUGUGUCUUUUUCUUUUCAUCUCUUUACGUUGUGUGCUCCCUACCCAUCUUGUCUACAGUGUUAGUGUAAGAGCUUCAGUUUUGGACACACCCAUUUAUCUGACUUAUUAGCUUCAAUUUCAAUUAUAUUGGAUUAUAUUUUUUAUCUCUCAUUCUGUUAUCAUAUUUAGUAAAUUAGCUUUCUCUCUUAGCUCAUUGCCUCUGCCUAUUUCCCCAUCUACACCUGCCUCCCCACCUUUUCUUUUCCCCCCUUCACUUUUACCAGGGUAUAGGACUGUGGGUCCCUCAAUCCCAUCAUAGAACCAGGCCAAAGUGGUUUAGAUCAGAAUGGUACAUAGUAAGCAAAGUUUCUUUAGCAAAACUGGUGGAAGAAGUUUCUUCCAUCCCUGGAGCUGUAAUUCCAAACAGGUAGUCUUAUUCUCAAUACAGAGAGCUACCUGCCAACUGAAGAGUCACCUCUAACUAGAUUUUGAGGGAUAUCUGUAGCCUAUAUAAUUUUAUGAGCUACCAAGACUUCUGCUCUGCUUUUCAACAGUAAUAGUUUGCACAUCAAAUAUCUGCCUUUAAUUAUGAAUUUGCAAAAAAAACCCAAAAAAAUAAAAAAA
Gallus gallus (chicken) is the source of this 2088-nucleotide messenger RNA. RefSeq lists its product as uncharacterized. Gene Ontology annotation, molecular function: ubiquitin protein ligase activity. Gene Ontology annotation, biological process: protein polyubiquitination; protein monoubiquitination. Bases 116 to 1045 code for a protein of 309 amino acids. NCBI's taxonomy places the organism in Eukaryota, Metazoa, Chordata, Aves, Galliformes, Phasianidae. The record is from RefSeq and is a predicted model, not a curated record. The transcript is spliced from 2 exons.